GGGCGGGCCGGGCGCUCCGCGGGGCCCCUCCUCCGGCGCCACCGCUGCGUCCUGCCCGGCCUGCGGAGAGCCGGGCGCUGCCGGCGGAGGUUGCAGUACAUACAGAGCUGUCACUGUACAGUUGAGACAGAAGAAGUUGUCACCUUGCAUUCCUGUUUGUCGCCACAUGAUGUCCACCAUGAUACAGACAGCUGCAGGGUUAGGACUGGGCGAGAUGCCGAUCCGUACCGAUGAUGUGAUGGCGCUGCUCAGCCACCUUGCCAGGGUGAAGGGCAUGAAAGCGGCUGUCACCCAUUCUGGCCGGGGAGCGCUGCUGACGGGUGCAUCAGCCUUCGUGGGGGGAGUGCUGGGAGGCCCCCCCGGCAUCGCUGUGGGAGGAGCAGUGGGUGGAUUGAUUGGAUGGAUAACUUCUGGACAGUUCAAGUCAGUCCCUCAGAUUUUAAUGGAAUUGCCUACUGCUGAGAAGCAGAAACUCUGUACUGAAGUCACGGCUGUUUUCAAGAACUUACACUGGACUGAUGCCGCUCAGCUGAUUGGCCUUGUAAUGGCAAAUUCUGCUCUCAGAGACAAAGUGUUGGCAGUACUGACCACUUACCUUACCAAUGAGCUAAAAGCACAAGUAAAAUACGGAGAAUAAUCCUCUACAGAGCAGGCUUUUUAUGCUAUUUUGCUCCCAUAGCUGUGAAUCUUCAACACAACAAUUACUAGUUAUGAGUACUAAUUAUAAUUAUAGGCCAAUCUAAGUAAUUUUUGAGUGUUUGGUUUUGAUGUUUGGGGGUUUUAAAAUUUUUAUUAUCAUUUUUGAUUUGUGUGGAUUUGUAAAGAUUGUAUUAGAUGAGUGCAUUAUCCUGACGCUGACUUCCUAUGUAAUUUUGGAUUGCUCUGCACAGGGACUAAAUCAAAUCACCGAACGGAAUCAUGCUGCUCUUAGGCUAAUGUGUCACUUGUGAAAAUUUUCAGAGUAAUUUUGUUUUAUUUAGGAGACUUGGUUCUGUUUAAGUGCUUUAUUUUUUUUUUUUUUCCCUGUGAACAACACAUAAAGUGCCAACAUAGCUGGGGCACUUUGAAGAAUUUUGCUUGCUGUUUGUUCCAGCCCUGCAAAGGAAAGUUUUAUAAGGAAAUACAUUACUCUACUGUGAACUCCAAGGACUCAAUCUGUACUUUGUUACAUUUUUAUUGUAAUUCUUGAAUUAUCUUUUUAUGUUAGAAGUGAAGCAAAUACUCGAACAAGAUUUCAAGUAACAGGAAAACAAACUAUGACUUUCAAUUCAAUUUUUACCAAGGUCCUGUGCCCUAGAAUGGGAGGGUGUGGCAAGCAUUAAGAAACUGGGGACCUGAAUCUGCCAGUUUUACAUUAGCCCCAGGAUUAAGGUGGUCAUUUCAGCAUUGGUUCCUUGAGUCAGUCUGUACAGCUGGUCCUCUCUUUUCAUUAAAAUAUUCACAAGAA
Hirundo rustica (Barn swallow) is the source of this 1447-nucleotide messenger RNA. It is a transcript of the gene C11H19orf12, whose product is annotated as chromosome 11 C19orf12 homolog. The record is from RefSeq and is a predicted model, not a curated record. The coding region runs from base 167 to 637 and encodes 156 amino acids. Lineage: Eukaryota; Metazoa; Chordata; Aves; Passeriformes; Hirundinidae. The transcript has 4 exons.